AUGGCUUCCACCAACGGAGUUACAGACACCAAUGGAGUCACCGCAGGACUUUUCGGGCCUGAGCUUGUCUCCCCCGACGUUGCCAAAUCCCUCCCUGAAUCAUAUACUCUCCGCGCCCUUCAGAAGUCAGAUUAUGCUCGCGGAUUUUUAGACGUUUUACGGGUUCUGACUGUUGUUGGGGAUAUCACAGAAGAGCAAUGGAAUGAGAGGUACGAUUGGUAUAACAAUCAAGGAAAAGGUGGCUACUACCUCCUAGUCAUUGAAGAUCAGGGAAAAGUUGUUGCUACGGGCGCUUUGAUUGUGGAAAGGAAAUUCAUCCAUAAUCUCGGUCUCGUAGGUCACAUCGAAGACAUUGCCGUAGCGAAAGACCAACAAGGAAAAAAACUCGGAUUGAAGAUGAUUCAAGCAUUGGAUUUCAUCGCGGAGAAGAUCGGUUGUUAUAAGAGCAUAUUAGACUGCAGUGAGGCUAACGAGGGAUUUUAUGUAAAGUGUGGGUUCAAGAGGGCUGGUUUGGAAAUGGCUCAUUAUUAUGAUCACUAA
Botrytis sinoallii is the source of this 540-nucleotide messenger RNA. RefSeq lists its product as uncharacterized. The coding region runs from base 1 to 540 and encodes 179 amino acids. The transcript has 2 exons. The record is from RefSeq and is a predicted model, not a curated record. Gene Ontology annotation, cellular component: endoplasmic reticulum; endoplasmic reticulum-Golgi intermediate compartment; Golgi apparatus. Gene Ontology annotation, molecular function: glucosamine 6-phosphate N-acetyltransferase activity; monosaccharide binding. NCBI's taxonomy places the organism in Eukaryota, Fungi, Ascomycota, Leotiomycetes, Helotiales, Sclerotiniaceae. Gene Ontology annotation, biological process: UDP-N-acetylglucosamine biosynthetic process.